Coffea arabica (coffee) is the source of this 2076-nucleotide messenger RNA. The record is from RefSeq and is a predicted model, not a curated record. Lineage: Eukaryota; Viridiplantae; Streptophyta; Magnoliopsida; Gentianales; Rubiaceae.
AUGCUUUGUUUGCUUAGCUUCCAUACCAAACUCACUAGCCCCGUUAAUUUUCUUGCGCCUUACUGUGAAAAUACAACAUACAACCCUAACAGUGCGACCGGCAGCAUUUACAGAACCAAUCUAAAUUUCGUGCUUGACACCCUAUCUUCAAAUGCAUCUCGGACAGACACCAAUGGCUUCUAUAAUUUCAGUACUGGCAAUGACCCUUCUAACACGGUCUAUGGCCUCUUUCUCUGUCGAGGCGAUCUCAGCGCUGAUGUUUGCAAAGAAUGUGUAGCAAAUGCCAGCACAAGAGUAUUUCAAGAGUGCCCGAAUCAGACGGCUGCUAUUGUUUGGUAUGACGAGUGCUUGUUGCGUUUUUCUGACCAGACAAUCUUCUCCAAGGUUGAUUCCAGAGUGGUAGUGGCUAUGUACAAUACACAGAAUGUCACUGAAUCGAACUGGUACAACUUCGUAUUGCUAUUGGGAAAUUUGUUGUAUAACGCUGCGGAUCAGGCUGCAAAUCAAACAUGGGGCAAAAAGUUUGCUGUUCAACAAGCCAACUUUUCCGCUUUUCAGACGUUGUAUGCCCUUACACAGUGCACACCAGAUAUAUCUGUUGAUGACUGCAAAGGGUGCCUUGAAAGUGCUAUCAGAACCAAUCUGACCCUUUGUUGUGCUAUCAGAGUGGGAGGUAGAGUAAUCUUUCCAAGCUGUAAUAUUAGGUAUGAGCUCUACGGCUUCUACAAUAGUGCAUUCCCUGCACCACCGCCUAUGACAAACUUACAUUCCUUCACCGGUGCUCCUCCUCCUAGUUCCACUAAAGGCAAAGGACGAAGACCCCCACGAGCAGUUUUUCCAAUUGCUGUCCCAUUAAUUGGGGUUGCUGUUGUGCUAUUUAUCAUGGCUUUAGUUUUCCUGAAAAGAAGAUUGCGGAAGAGUCGUGUUGCAAUGGCACCGGAAACAAGUGAUGGAGUUGCUGAAAUCUUAACAGCCGAAUCCUUACAGUAUAGCUUAACUGAAAUUCAAAUUGCCACAAAUAACUUCUCUGUGGAUAACAAAAUUGGCGAAGGUGGAUUUGGUCGUGUAUACAAGGGUGUACUUGGUAAUGGACAAGAAGUAGCUGUCAAAAGGCUGUCAAGGAGCUCAGUGCAAGGUGCAGAAGAAUUUAAAAAUGAAAUUGUAGUAGUUGCAAAGCUUCAACACAGAAAUCUAGUUCGGCUAUUGGGAUUUUGCCUGGAAGGAGAAGAAAAGAUACUCAUCUAUGAAUUUGUUGCCAACAAAAGCCUUGACUACUUUCUCUUUGAUCCAGAAAAUAAACGAUCAUUGAACUGGUCAAGACGUUACAAUAUCAUUGGAGGUAUAGCAAAAGGACUUCUUUAUCUGCAUGAGGAUUCUCGUCUAAGAAUUGUUCAUCGCGAUCUCAAAGUAAGUAAUAUAUUAUUGCAUGGAAAUAUGAGUCCAAAGAUAGCAGAUUUUGGCAUGGCAAAGAUUUGUGGAGUUGAUCAAUAUGAAGGAAACACAAAUAGAAUUGCAGGGACAGUUGGUUAUAUGGCUCCUGAAUACACAAGGUGGGGUCAGUUCUCACUAAAGUCAGACGUGUUUAGUUUUGGGGUUGUAAUUUUGGAAAUUGUCACGGGCAAGAAGAGCAGUGACUUCCAUCAAUCUAGAGAUUCCGAAGACCUUCUAAGCUAUGCUUGGAACCAUUGGAGACGCGGCCAAACUUUAGCUCUUUUGGAUUCAAGCAUUGGAGAUUCUUACGCCAGAAAUGAAGUCAUUCAAUGCAUCCAAGUUGGCUUACUAUGUGUUGAAGAAGAUGCCAGUAAAAGACCAACAAUGGCUUCUGUGGUCUCCAUGCUCAAUCCUAGUUCUGUUCCCCUACCAACUCCACAUCGUCCGGCAGUUUUCCGGAGCAAUGGAUCGGAGAGCAGGGUAGACGAGCUGGAAGUUGAUCAAUCCAACACUCAAAGAAUUUCAGCUCCAAGCUCUGUCAAUGAUGCAUCAAUUACUGAACCAUAUCCCAGAUGAAGGAAGAAAUAGGCCAAUUCUGGAAGAAAAUAUCAAGUUCAUCAUCAGCAUUAUGUUGUAGAUUUUGAA